CCCAUCUGAUGUUAGUUUCGAUUCCUUUGAAAGGAAAGCUAUAAAAGCUCGCCUCUCACAUAUAAGAGAGCAGUGUAAAGCAAGAGCAUCCUUUGUUCGCUUUAACAGAGUCGACUUAAAAUGGACCCCUUUACGCUUAUUGCAACUGGUGCAGCAGCAGCCGGAGCAAUUGUUGCAGCUCCUGCUGUUCUAGCAGCGGCCGGUUUCACCGCAGGUGGAAUUGCUGCAGGUUCACUUGCCUCCAGUAUGAUGUCAGCUGCCGCCGUGGCUAACGGAGGAGGGGUCGCAGCUGGAGGUGUGGUAGCAACUCUUCAAGCUGCUGGAGCUGCUGGAAUCCCUUUGGCAGGUCAAGCCAUCGUGGGCACUCUGGGAGCCGCUCUGGGGGCCGCUGCCAGCAUGGUUAGCAACUGUACCGUGUAACUACUUUAAAUCUGUGCAUUUAUAUAUGUUUCUUAAAAAAAUCAUCAUUUUAUUGCUAUCUUACUGUCUGUAUAAGUGAUCAACAUCACAAUGGUAUAUCUGUAUCUGUAGCUAUGUGUAAGGGUGCUGUUUAUAUGCAAAAAAUAAAAUAAAAAUAGUCUCUUUCUGUCA
This is a messenger RNA of Megalobrama amblycephala (Wuchang bream), 591 nucleotides long. RefSeq names its product interferon alpha-inducible protein 27-like protein 2A. Gene Ontology annotation, biological process: apoptotic signaling pathway. Lineage: Eukaryota; Metazoa; Chordata; Actinopteri; Cypriniformes; Xenocyprididae. The transcript is spliced from 4 exons. Bases 121 to 420 code for a protein of 99 amino acids. The record is from RefSeq and is a predicted model, not a curated record. Gene Ontology annotation, cellular component: membrane; mitochondrion.